ACAUUAUCCCCUCCUCCAUUCUUCUUUCUCUCUCCAAAUUCAACUCCUCUGCCUCCGGCAGGCUCGUAGUAGGUUAGGUCAAGAAUUCAAAAUCAAUGGCUCAUUCCCUAUCAGCCCUCACUUCUUCCUUCGCUUCUCUCUCUUUCUCCUCGCAGGUUUCCUAUAUGCCCCAACCACUCUCCUUUGUCCUGCCGCCCAAGCAUCUUUCCUCUCCGUCGAGGCUGGUCGCAGCCUCAAGUCUCUCCGUCUCCGCCUCCGCCGUGGCUGCUCCCUCACCGGUCGAUUUCGAGACUGCGGAUUUGAAGCAGUACGUCAAGUCCAGGCUUCCCGGCGGGUUCGCCGCCCAGACCAUCAUUGGCACGGGCCGCCGAAAAUGCGCCAUCGCUCGCGUUGUCCUCCAAGAAGGAACGGGCAAAUUCAUCAUCAAUUACCGUGAUGUCAAGGAGUAUCUUCAAGGAAAUCCAUUGUGGCUUCAAUAUGUCAAAUUCCCGUUGGUGACCUUGGGGUAUGAAAGUAGUUAUGAUGUAUUUGUCAAGGCACACGGUGGAGGUCUUUCUGGUCAAGCUCAAGCAAUCUCUCUUGGCAUUGCCCGUGCACUACUGAAGGUAAGUGAAAGCCAUAAAGCACCUCUGAGAAAGGAAGGUCUACUCACUAGAGACUCAAGAGUGGUUGAGAGGAAGAAAGUUGGUCUUAAGAAAGCUCGAAAAGCCCCACAAUACUCGAAACGUUGAGAUCUGGAUGUUUGUAUUAUGUAUUUUAGGUUUAUUUAAGUUCCUCAAACUAGUUACCAUUUUUCUUCACUCUUGGUGACAUUUGCAAUUAGAGCUAUGAAAACUGUUGGCUCUCUUUUCCUUGUAUGGUAAAGGGGAAGUGUAUACAGAUAUUUAGAAAAUGUCGAGAAAUGAAAACCCAUGGCAUGCAUGUGUACUCUUGCAGGCA
Messenger RNA from Diospyros lotus (date-plum), 939 nucleotides. RefSeq names its product 30S ribosomal protein S9, chloroplastic. Lineage: Eukaryota; Viridiplantae; Streptophyta; Magnoliopsida; Ericales; Ebenaceae. Bases 96 to 731 code for a protein of 211 amino acids. Gene Ontology annotation, molecular function: RNA binding; structural constituent of ribosome. The record is from RefSeq and is a predicted model, not a curated record. The transcript has 2 exons. Gene Ontology annotation, biological process: translation. Gene Ontology annotation, cellular component: ribosome; mitochondrial small ribosomal subunit; plastid small ribosomal subunit.